Rubroshorea leprosula is the source of this 1435-nucleotide messenger RNA. Lineage: Eukaryota; Viridiplantae; Streptophyta; Magnoliopsida; Malvales; Dipterocarpaceae. The record is from the annotation of a GenBank genome assembly.
CCUGUGAAUGUGACUUUUGAGGGAUUUACAAAACGUGGUAGGGUCUUCAAAUACAGCUUCAGAGAUUCCAUAGGUUCUUUGUGGGUUCUACUAUUUUAGUCCAUAAUGGGUGAGAAAACAUUGACAUUUUUCCAUGGUGGAUUUUUCCUCCAUAGACUUGAUUUACGGUAUAUUGGAGGGGAUAGGUAUGUUCAAAAUGUUGAUGAAGACAAGAUUAGUUAUUUUGAAAUUCGAGGCAUUGUAAUUGAUGAUUUGAAGCUAAACUUUUCAAGAUUAUAUUAUAGUAUACCGCAACUUGGUUUGGAGCAAGGAUUAUUUGAAAUUCGUAAUGAUAUUGAUGCAUUAGAAAUGGCAGAACAUUUAAUUGAACACGGUAAUGUGAAUGUUUAUAUUCACAAUGGGCUUGGGCAUAUGCUACUUAAUGCACCUCAUAGUAUUCAUGAUGUUAUUGAAAUUGAUGAUGAUGAGAAUGAGAAUGAAGAUAAUGAAGAAAUUGGUAAUGCAAUUGAGGGUGAUCAUAGUGAUGACGAAAUUGAUGGUGACUAUGUUAAUGAAGCUGUUGACAUAUCUCAAUUAAGUUCUAAUGAAGAAAAUCAAGUCAAUGAAUCAAUUGAUGUCCAUUGGAUGAGUGAAGAUGGGGACCACAUGGAUGCUACCAAUUCUAGUUUUCUUGGGGGUUUAAAUGUCAAUUUACAUCAUGCUAAUCUAGACCAAAGCACCAGAGAUGGAUUUUAUGUGGAAAUAAAUGUUCUCAAUGAUAAAGAUGAUGACGAAUUGAUAAAUGCAUAUGGAAAACAAGCUGAUUUUUGGAGGCAAACACAUGUUGCUUCUUCUAAUUGCUGCUUAUUGGAUUGUGAUGAUGUUUUUGAGGUACCAAUAGGGGUUCAUAAGGGCAAAGGAAAGGAGAUUGCAGAAGAUAUCAAUGGUGAAUACAAGUUGUCCAAUUCCAAUACAUCUAUUGCUAGUUCUGAAGGAGAGAGAGACUCGGACUACAUUGACAGUGAUGAUCCAGGAGAGUAUGUAUCAGAUUCUGGUAAUGAAUUCUUUGCUAUUGAUGAUGCUCUUAGGCAAAAAACUUCAUGUCUUGUUUAUGACCCCACUUGUGCUAUUCCACAUUUUGAGCUUGGUAUGAAAUUUCAAAAUUAUAUCCAAUUCAAGAAAGCUGUUGCCAAGUACUCUUCAUACAAGGGGUUUGCUCCUAAGUGGUUAAGAAAUGCUCCUGAUAAGCAAAGAAUUAGAUGCAUGGCUAAAAAUUGUCCAUGGCAUAUUUCUGCAACUUAUCAGAAAGGGAUGGCAACUUUAAAGUGGUAGCUUUGGUUAGGGAGUAUAUUUGCCUCAAAAAUAUGAAAAAUCCAGCAGUCACCGCAAAGUUUUUAGCUGAGCAUCACAAAAUGAGAAUUCGGACAAUAUCAAGGAUUAAAAUCAGUGAGCUAAU